This is a messenger RNA of Trypanosoma cruzi, 9627 nucleotides long. RefSeq lists its product as uncharacterized. Bases 1 to 9627 code for a protein of 3208 amino acids. NCBI's taxonomy places the organism in Eukaryota, Euglenozoa, Kinetoplastea, Trypanosomatida, Trypanosomatidae. The record is from RefSeq and is a predicted model, not a curated record. The transcript has a single exon.
AUGAGUUGUGCUGUGAGCCCUGCACUGGACACCGAGACGACACAAACCCAUUCCGCUCAGCAAUUGGCUUUUGACGACUCUGUUUUUCGUUUACGCCUGACGCCCGCGGCAUCGGAGGCUUUUUACCUCGAAGAAUGCAGGAACCACAGUGUGAACCCCAACAACACCUUUUUGAAGCAGCUGCUUGCCGGUGUGACUGUGUUCGACUUCGAGAAUGGCUACCUGGGCGAGCGGGGCAUUGUUCCCAUCCUCUCGACACUGCAGCGGCUACCCGUGGUGGAGUUGUCCAUGCGGAACUGUGAGGUCACCACCGAAGAUGUUGAAUUGAUUCAAAAAACGUUUGGGUCGCAUGACACUUUUAGGAAGAUCGACCUGCGGGGCAUUACAUUGACAGUGGCCGCCGCCCGCCGUCUUCUCACCCUUGCUGUGCAGAACCCCCAUGUGACAGAGAUUCUGGUGGACGAGGAUACGCCAAAGUAUCUCUCCAUUCAGAAGCAGUGCUUUGCCAAUGCGGAAUUGACGGUAUUAGCCUCGCGGUGUCUGGUGUGUAACAGGCCCGUCAUUCAUUCCCCCGACCAGAAAAUUGAGGGUCGUCUCCUCCUGUCGCUUGGAGAAGAACUGGAUACCAUGCUGCCUGCCCAAACAGGGGUGGCUCUCCAGGCCAUGUUCCGUUGUAUUUUGGCCUGCUGUGAGGUGGAUGAUGGGGUCCUAUUUUUAUGCUCCGGUGAAUGUCGACUGCAUCUCACGAAAGAUAUUCUUACUGCAAUGCAUGCAGUGGUUGGCAAACGUUUCUCCGGUGAGCAGACCGCGUAUCCAGCGAAUCCCAUUCUUAGACGGUGUGUGGAAGGCAUUCUAAAGACACCUUUGGGGAAACCGGUAAAAACAGUAAACAACAACGACAUACAUGUUGGGGAUAAUUUACGGACGAGAGUUACGUGCAGCGAUAAGUACGACGUCGAUGAGGACGACGAAGAGGAUGAAGAUGACAGCAACGGAAGAAAUAUAUUGGAUGAGGUGGAGGAAGAAUGUUCUAUAUGUGGGGUCCAUGCAGUCUGUCUUCCGAAUGGGGGAUUGCAGGCGAUGCGUCGUGUCUGUAAAGAAAUUGCGGAAGGUUCCGUUUUGCGCCCAUCGGCGUUGUUCCGUCUUGCAAAGUUGAUGAUGCAGUACACGGAUAUUCGUCCCUGCUCAAAGAAGUGUGUGACGCAUCUUGUGAGGUUUGGUAUUUACGGCUACGGCGGCGUUUUACGACCCUCUUCCAAAAAAAAUGAUCAGUAUGUUUCUUUACUCGAUAUUCCACUCACAAACUUGCCUAUUGAAAAUUUUGCCGUCCUCAACUUCUCGGCGGCAUACAUUGAAGAACUGGACGAAGAAGAUACAACUUGUGCACUAACCGUUGCGAGUGCCAUGUCAGACAUGGAUGGUGUGGCCAUUGACCCUUACAUGGUCUUUGCGUUUGGUCGGCAUCUUGCACGGCUACCGUCUCAUGUGUUGGGGAUGGAAUUGCGUCAUGCAUGUGAAGCUGUGCAAGUUGUUGGGUGUUUGCCCGCAAGUUUGGGGCCUUUUGACCGAAGAAAAGAACGACCUCCACGAAGUCGCUAUGUUUCUUGGGAAAAAUGGAGUGAAUAUGCCGAUGUGGACAAUAUUGUGCGGGUUGCCUUUUCUCGACGACGGCAGGGAGUGUAUCUCAUUGACGGUCCACAUGGAAAUAUGUUUGACAACACACGAGCGGCUCUUUGGGCUUUUCGAAAGCAACGACGUGCGGUAUUAGUUGCCAUGAAGUUCUCUCUAGAGUGGCUUGCGUUUCCAGGAGGUGUGGUGAAGAACGAGUCACCAUUAAAGCGAGGUUUUCUGACAACAUUCAAGGUUGUUGGUCAGACGAACAUUGACAAUGCGUUUUACCUCAUUUGUCAGGGGAACUUUGGGCCCCGUGUUGGAAACAACGGCUUCUUCUACAUUCCGCGUGGAAUUUUUAAUUUAUACGUCACAGGUGAUGCGUACAUUUUUAUUGACGCCGGAGCAUACAUGACGUUACGGGGUCACAGACGAAACCUUUACGCCGCAAGAAUAUUGCCCAAAAAAGUCAUGGAGUUAGCGGAGCAAAUUCCACUUCUAAAGGAAGUGCAUUACUUAUGUAUUGAAGCCCUCAACUGGAAAACACGGCACCGCCUUGAGGUCACCAAGAUUGUGUUUGAGGCCCUUUGCCACCUUCCUCCUCCGAUAUUUUUUAUUUACCGCGGCUGCGACCGUGAUGUGGCGGAGACCCAGGAAGAACUUUUGAGGACGUUACGGAAAAUUGUUUUUAUGGGCAACUCGCGCUCACUUCUUCUAUUCUAUCUCCAUGAGGUGCUGGGGUUGAGGUCGGUCGAGUGGGUUCAUGCUCUCGUCCAGCAAAUAUCACAGUAUCCACCACUUCCCGUCUUACUACAGAAGCAUGCCGAGUGUCUGAGAGCUGCCGAUCUUGAGCGACGAUGGACACGAAUUCAGUGGACGUCGUUGGAAGCAGAGAAAAGUUUGCCAAUAAGGAUAGCGGCGCCAGCUCCUGAGCCUUCUCGACGUGGGAGGCCCUCGUCCAAACGACUUGCCAAGGUCACGGGUGGGAAGAAGUCGGGAAAGGAAGCACGGGAUGCAUUUAUGAAUAGACUGGAAAACCGCUGGAAGACGUUAAGAGAACGGAGGGAGUUGAUGAGGGGAGUUCCUAGUCUCAGUCGAAGCACCAGGCAGUCAACUGGCCAAUACCCUUUCGGGCCUGGCACUGCUUCGGUGUCCACAGCUCGAUCGAUGGCGUUGGAGAAUGACAGUGUUCCCCUGUCGCUUGUCGGUCAUCCAUGGCACUCCGUCCGUCUUACAGAGGCGGAUGGUAAAUUGACAGAUUAUGUUUUGUUUUUUAUCAAGGACCACACAUGUUGUUUUAACACCAAAAACCACACCAUCACAGAGCCAUUGCACCCCAUAUUGGAGAACCCUUUCACGUGUCGUUUCCCCUUUGCUACCGGGUUUGACUGUGUGUUGCACUCGCCAGUGAAUCCACGUACUGCAUAUUUCUUCUGCGGGGAGCAAUGGAUUGAGUGGGACACGUACUGGCAGACCUGCACAGGGGGGCCAUUUAAACUACAACUUCACCAGCAGUUUGCGGCGCUGCCGCAGGAAUUUUUUCGCAAGAUUGAUGCUGCUGUGCCCGUUCCAAAUACUUCUUAUGCCUUUUUGUUUUCGCAGCUUAUGUAUAUACUCAUGGACCUUGAACAGCGGCGACCUGUUGAUACCGUGAAACGUAUUGGCGACAUGACGAAGAGUGAGAAGAACCUUCCAACGUUUAACACAACUCUUGCACGGCUGUUUCCGUACGGGCCCAUGACAACAUUACUUUGGAGUGUCGAAAAGGAAAUCGAGUGCGACAAGAAGAACGAAUGGGAAGGAAAGAGAAAACCCCCUGAGACAGGAGGGGAAUUGGCCGACGUGGAGAAGAUGAGUGUAAUGCUGAUUGGAAGAGAGGGUCGCGUGGUAAUUGUUCACAGUUUUGCCCCUUCUGUGUCAACAAUGAAAAGCGAUGAAUACCAGACGGUUCCCUCAACCUCUUUAUCAAGACUUCCGCAAGCUCUACAGCAGAUGACAACUGCUGCCCUGCAUGGUGUUUGUAAGCAUGUUCUUGACGCGGAGUGCAAUCGAUGUGGCGUUGUGUUGAAUAAUCUGGACCAUGGAGGGCAACUGGCGGAAACUAUUACCAGCACACUCACUCAGAAACGGGAAGAAUUGAUGGAUCUCUUAUCUCUCACCAGGCAGGAUGGUACGUGCAAUGUGACCUCGCUGCUCUGUGAAGAGGUCGUCUUUGUUCAAACCGAGGAAAGUCUGCUUGGUUAUCUGCCGCAGGUGAUAGAGGUAGAUUACGGUUUCACGUAUCCCGUUGCCUUUGGCGCCCUUGUAGUCGUGCUAGAUACAACACGAUUAGAUUAUCGAGUGCUUCGUGUGGCGCCGAUUAGGGCUGUCGUUGAGAGUAGUGAUGACGGCAUUGUGUACGUUAAACACACGUGUUUUGUUCUUACACCUUAUGUCACUGCCACUUGUUGGGGUGACGCACACGCAGCGCGCUUUUGGCGUCUUCGUUUUAUAACACGAUUGCCUGUGGGCACAGGUGUGGUGCGACUUUUAUGGUAUGAGGUUCUGCGAGCACUUGAAGCCAUUCCUUUAGAUCCCAGUGUUCCGCUCCAACCGCAUCAUUCAAUCAGAGUCAACAUCACGGCACCUCAUAUUCUUUGUAAACCUGCGGAACUACUGAACUAUCUCGCUCCUGGAGCCGUCUUUGCAUCCUCCUCAAGUGAUGGUUGGUUAGAGAAACAUUGCAUUCUGCCGCUUCUUCCCGAUGGGGUAUUUUGUCUCUUUUUUUGUGGGAAAAACUUUGUUGAAUUGGACCUGAGGAGUAACAUUGUGGUUUCACACCGCACGAUCCCUCUCGCGAGCCACCCCGGCUUCGCUCAUUUACCAUAUCCCUUUUUAUGUGGGUUUGACGCCGUGUUUUAUCCCAAUCUACAAACCCCAUCUGUCGUGGCAAUUGUUCAUGGAAAGGAGAUUAUUUUGUGGAAUUUGAAGUUGGGCUCUGAAGAACUGCAGAGCAACCCAAAUGAUCCUAAUUUGUUCUUUAAGGGACUACCGUGGAGCAUGGAUCAAAUUGAAGACAUUGUUCAAAUAUGGGAUUGCCCCGGUGAAUUCUUUCUUAUACGCUCUCAACAGGUACUGCGCUGGAACAUUUUCACGGCGGAGGUUGUGGAGGGGCCGAUGCUUCUUCGGAACUGCCCCUAUUUAUAUCACAAGGAAUUUGACGGAAAAACGAUUUUAUGCGUUACCUCCUUCCCUAAAGAUCCCAGAUGCUUCUAUGUCUUCUGUGAGGAUCGUGUGGCUUUUCAAACAGUGACCGACGGUAUUGUGUCCGACCGCGUAGGACCAAUCUGUGUAAGUCAAAUGGAUUUAUUUAGCUCCAUGACGUGGUACCUGAAUUGGGGGAAGAGGCGACGCAGCUCCGUGAUUCACAUUGAUUUCAUGGAAGAACAGCCACUUCUGGUUGGAAUCGUAAUUCGAAGUUCCGAACCCUGUGAUGAGGAUUGGCUUAUUGAAUAUAGCGAUGAUGGGUUGGACUGGAAAACUGUUGGUCAUCACCUGCAAUCCUCCGGGCUCAGUCGCACAAUGUGGGGACUGGCGAGCGUGGAAUUUACUUCUCAUCGACUUUGGCGUUUAACCACAGAUGCGACGCAAAGUUAUUGUGUGAGAAAUCAACCGGUAUUCUAUAUGAGUGUCGUCUUCUACACUUUGCCCUGUACGCCGUAUUUGCAGUCGGCGCAGAAAAUUGCCUUGUCGGGUACAUUAAAUGGACCCAUCUCUGAGUUAUUUAUGAAGGGAAAAACAACAGUGGCUUUUGAGAGUUUAACGGAAUUUGCGAAUGAACAUAAUCCGAAAACACAUCAUGUGACGCUUGAGUAUGGGGUCUUGAAGUCCCCUAAUCUCAUGGCGUUUACCUGCCGGUGUGUGGGGGGUCGGGUAAAUGCCGUAUGGGGCGUCUGGUGUAGUGACGAUGGGAGCCGUUGGGAGCAGUGUGGGCUGUGGCGUAGUCGUUUUGGCCAUUUUAAAGCCUCGUGGAAACCCCGGGGCCCUCGACGGUACUGGCGCAUUGAACUGCAAACGUGGGAGCCCAACGUGUUGUUUGAGAAUUUCUACCUCUUUGAGUAUUCUGGUCCUUCCAUUGCUGUUGAGAAUUCAACACCGGUCGGGGAUGGAUGGGAUCCAUCGAUUCUGUGGGAAAAGAACUCCGCUGGAUGCAAAGUGACACCCAUGACAUUUUUGGCGCACGUGGGGACGGCACUGGUGUUUGAAAACAAGAAAGACUCUGCCCAUGUUGUCGGCGUGCGCCUGGUGAGUCACGAGAAACAAAGUACAUCCACCACGUUUGUUGUCGAAUGCAGUUUGGACGCUGUAGAAUGGCGAACACUCAAUGUGUUCCUUUUACUACGUAAUGGCUCCGCGCAAGCGGCAUGGGAAAGUGGCGAUUAUUAUCAGUUCUGGCGUCUUCGUAUUGUGCAGCACACAGGACCAUCCUUCCUUACACUUCGCGAUAUCUGUUUUGAAACUUUUAAGCCGACGCUGUACCGUGUCGUAGAGCCUAAAAAAGUGAAUGCAGAAAGCCCCGGCUUCGAGGUAUUUCACUUUGGAGCUGAGCCGAAAGAAAUGGUUGCUGUACAAGUAGUGUUGCCGCCUGACUCCGUGUAUAUCGUGGAGAAACUCUCACCUGACGGUGCCGCUUGGGAGGAAGUUGCGAUCAUCCAGAACAGUGACACGACACAAUCACGGACUGUGCAUCAGGGGUGGGUGCCGAGGGGGUCUUCUUCUUGUUGGCGUUUGCGUCCUGCUGUGCAGAAUUUUGAAGAGGGUUAUGUGGUGUCGCCUCCUUCUCUUUCCACGGACAUGAGCGCUCAGUGGUACAGUUUUAGUGGAAAGAUGCUUGUUUCCUCAAAACUGAGUGAUAUCCCAUCUGUAGGGGUUACCACGACCGGUUUUUUGGAGGUGCAGGCCCCUGGGCGUCUCACCGAAAAUAAAACGGAUACCGUGGUGCUACGCUCCAUAGGACAGCAAAAAGUAAUGACGGUUACAUGGUGCUUUGAGAAGGGCACAACGCCACUUUUUCAUCAAGUGUUUUUGAAGGGACGUAGAUUUACCGAUCUGAUCCGUUCAAUGUCUCUGUCGUCUCUUUCACAACACAAGAAAUCUACACCUACGAUGAAUUCAUCCACGAAAGCGUCAACACGUGCUGGGACGACUGUUCUUGCUGGUGCGUCAGAGGGAGAAGGGAAUGGCAACACUGAAGGAGAAGCUGAAGAGGAAAUGCAGAAGGAAGAAGACGGGAGCUGUAUUACAAUUGUGGUGGAGACAAGUGAGGAUGGCGUGAACUUUGUCCCGAUUGCAGAGCGUCCCUUCUCCCAACUGGGCAAUUCUCUUUCAUGGCCGACGAAUGUAGCCUCCUCGUACUGGCGGAUCAGGUUUAAAGGAAUUCGAGAGGAUGAGAACCUGGAGUUGCGGCAGGUCACCUGGUUUCAGGAGACUGGUGCCACUACCGCGUUGGCCCCACCAAUACCAUGCAUGGCCAGUCACUCGAUGUACAGCAAAUGGCAGGACGCCGCCUUCAAUUAUGAGGAAGAGUUCUGUCAGAAUUGCCGCGAAGGUUUUGAUCAAGCGAGAAGCGUUUUAAGUGGUCUUCGGGAACCAAAUGAUAUUGAGCGUCAUGGACGUUUGGCAAAGGGUGUAAUUCGACUGAGAGCGCGCUUUAUGAAUUUUGUUGCUAAGACUUCAAAAGAGGCUACAAAAGAAAAGAACCCACCUCAUGACAAAUUUGUCUCCAUUGGUCAAACAUUGAGCAAUGACAUCAUGUAUCUACUUUACAAAGCCACAAUAAAUUACGGUUGUAAUGUGGAUGAACUAAAUCAGCUGGUGGAACAUCCAAUGUUACUGUCUCGUGAUUUUGUGCGUUCGGCUGAUAAUAAUUCUUGGUUUUAUCCAAAAUUUUAUGAGACAGGUACAUUGGUGGAAAGCUUUUAUGGCUUUCACAACGUACGUGCCUCCCUUACUGUCUUAUGGAGUCUGUCAGUGCAGCUGCAGAAGAACACAGAUCUUCUUUUUCACCCUUCUAUGACUCCACUCAGUCCGCACCUGGCCUCUGUUAUUAUUACAAUAAAUAUUGAGCGGGACAACUGGAUCGCGGCGGAGCAUUUUCCAGAACUUCCACUCCUUUACUACGCGGGAUUUACAGAACGACCCAUGGUGAUUGUAUUUGCCCUCAAUCAGGUGAAAUUUACCUCCAAAUACAAUUUGACGAUACCCGGGGCAGCCUGCUUUCCUGCCACGUUUCCAUUUAGGAUACUUCCAGGGGUGAACUUUCUCCAACGCAUGCCUCUUACAGCCUGCCCAUUUCCUCUUUUUGAUUGCCUUCAAAUGAUAUAUUCGAAGGAGUUUCUUGGGAAUUACGAAACGGAAGUGGUGUUUACCUCGCCCUCGAUGCAUAGCAGCACAGGCCUUGUUUGCUUCACACUACCAGGAGAGGGUAUUAACUUUUCCAUACCCGGCUUGAAAAUUGAAAGCAUUGAAUUUGAGGUUCAGCUUAAUGUGGAGAGGGAUAUUGGAGAGGAAGGAGAUACCGCGGUGAUGGAGCAAACCGGUGCCGAGGAUGACUUUUCCAAAGUGACGUUUUUUACCCACAACAGUGUAUUUAAGGGUGCGGCUGAAGAUCCACCUGUACAAAUAACUCUUUUGGGAGUCUUUCAUCAGACCGAAGACCGAAUAGCGGUCCGUGGUGUGUCUCCCAGUGCGCAUGUGCCGGUUCUUUGUCGUUUCCCGGACGCAUUUAUCACGGACCUGAACAUCUCGUUUGAUCUUGUGGCUGGAGAAGCACCACAGUCAUUUGUGGAGCCUUUCUUCACGGUAGCGGGCACCCUGACGACACCGACAUGCGGCAGCUACGAUUGUCAGUUUUUUCAGGUACGCCUAAAUCGUGGUCAUGAGUCCAUUGCGCUGCAGGUUGUGAGUUUGCAGCUGGCGAAAUUCAUCCACCUUGGGAAUUAUAUGGUUAACUCUUUGUCUCAAGUGCAGAACAUGGAUUGGCUGCGGAACGUUCCUGUCGCAUGUUCAUUUAAUCUCAAGAUGUGCUAUUCUGAGUUAAGAGUUUUUGGAAGUGGAAAUAUCUGUAUUUUGGAUUUUAGGGGUGAUGCUUUUGCUAUUAUUUCUCCGGAUGGCGUUGGGAUUACGGCAACACUUCCCACCCUACGUUUUGGUGAUAUUCUUUUAAAAGGGAAGUCUGACAAGGAGUGUGUUGUAGUGAAUAUCGCUGCACCUGCUAGCGCCCCUUCCGUCAUACGGAUAGAUGGAUAUAGUUCACUUCUUGCAACUCAACCCUACCCGACGAAAAUUGAGAUAACCCAGGAAGGGGUCAUGUGCAUCUCUACCGGCGUUUUUUAUGACGUGUGUAUUGAGGAAGAGUCAUUUUUCCCAUCAGGAGCGUACGCACAGGUGACAAUAUCACGUGGGGCCAUCGCCGAUUGUCUUAGUGAAUUGUUACAAGAGACGCCUAUGAUAGUUGCCUUUUUGGCUACGGGAAUUCCUUUCUCAUUGGAGGUGGAGGAAGUGGUUGGCGAGGAGUGUUUGUUGGAAAGAAAACUUCUAUUCCUCACUGUGCGCGGUGUACUGUUUGGAUGCCGCUUUGAUGUGAUGACAUCUGUGUUAUCUCCAGAUAACACCAUAGAAGAAGCACGUCGAAUUUGCCAGGAUCUUAUUCCCCGUAUCGUGGAGCAGUGCGACGAGUCUCUCUGGGCAUCGUAUGAGUUGCUGGCUGGGUGCUUUUUGCCCCUGGACUCACCGGAGAGAGAGAGGGUUGCUGAAGAGGGAGGAAAGGGAGCAGUGGAUGAGGAGAGCGGCAAGAAGGACGAGGAAGCCGCGUUAUCCCCUACUGGGCAACCUGCGCCAGAAAGAAAUUCUUUAAAAGCAGAAAGUGGACAAUUUAUUGGAUACUGGAUCGCGUGCGAGUGCGAGGCGUUGGAUAAAGAAAUCCAAGAAGACUUCGAGACUGUGGCCUGUGAAAACCCCAAAUGGAGUUUCGUUUAG